Messenger RNA from Pogona vitticeps (central bearded dragon), 679 nucleotides. NCBI's taxonomy places the organism in Eukaryota, Metazoa, Chordata, Lepidosauria, Squamata, Agamidae. The record is from RefSeq and is a predicted model, not a curated record.
UGUGCUCAGGACACAGGCUCUAUAGACCUGGAUCUUGUUGUGAUCAUGAACAAAUCCUCUCCAGAUCCUUGUCCUUCUGGCUGGGUUAAGCAUGAAAGAAAGUGUUACUAUUUCUCCAAAGCUGAAAGUGAUUGGGACUCCAGCCAAAGCAACUGCUCUUCCUCUGGUGCUUCUCUGGCCAGGAUUGACACCAAGGAAGAAUUGGAUUUUAUUGUUUCCAACCUAAAGUAUCCAUAUCAUUGGAUUGGGCUUCGACGGAAGAACAACCAAACUUGGAAAUGGACAAACGGUUCGGAAUACAAUGGCAGCUUGUUUCAGUUUGGAGCACACGGAGAUUGUGCCUACCUGAAUGAUGUUAGUUCAAAGGCUAGUUCGACCCGGUGCAGGUCACCACGAUACUGGAUAUGUAGCAAAUCACUGAGCGCUUUCUAAAACAGAGAUGCCAACUUCCAGCCAGGUCUAAAUACCGGUGUGGGUUCUAUGUUCAAAAGAGUGAUACCUGCAUAUGCACAAAAAUAAUUUAAGAGUAAGAAAGACUUUUAGGUGCAACCAAAUAAUGUAACUUUUGAUAUUAGAAGGUUUCUCUUGUUCCUCACCUUCCACCCAUUUACAGUGGUGCCCCGCAUAGCGACGUUAAUCCGUUACAGGAAAAACGUCGCUAUUCGAAAACAUCGCUAUA